AUGAAAAUAGAAAAAACAAUCUUUCUGAUUUUUUCAUUAUGCAUACCUCAUUGUACGUCAUCUCCACCUGAGGUACGGCUGAUAAAUGAUUUAAUGGUUGGUUAUGUGACGGAAGAGAGACCCGUGUUGGAUAGCUCAAAACCAGUUGUAGUCACAUUAGGAAUUUCACUUCAACAAAUUAUUAAUUUGAACGAAAAGGAGGAACAGCUCGAAGUAUCGGCUUGGCUGAAGUUUGCUUGGAGAGAUGAAAAUCUUCGUUGGGAACCUCUUGCAUAUGAUAAUGUGACUGAUUUACGUCAUCCAUCUGGUUCUCUUUGGCAACCAGAUAUUCUUCUCUACAAUAGCGUGGAUCCCGCAUUCGAUUCGACGUAUAAAGUUAAUCUCAUUAAUUAUGCUGAUGGUACUGUUAAUUGGGUCCCACCAGGAAUUUUUAAAGUUUCAUGUAAAUUAGAUAUUUACUGGUUCCCAUUUGAUGAGCAGAUAUGUUUUUUCAAGUUUGGCUCUUGGUCAUUCAGUCGAGAUAAAAUUGAAUUGAAACAUGGUGACUUUGAUUUUUCUGAAUUCCUACCUAAUGGCGAAUGGCUAAUAAUGAGCUCUUCAGCCAAUGUAUCCAUAAAAACAUACGAAUGUUGCCCUGAAGAAUACGAAGACAUCAAAUUCACUUUGGUAUUAAGACGAAGAACAUUAUACUAUGCUUUUAAUCUGAUUAUGCCAUGUUUGUUGGUAAUGAUUUUAGUAAUCUUAGGUUUCACUCUCUCACCUGACACUUGUGAGAAGAUUGGAUUACAGAUAUCCGUCACCUUAGCUAUUUGCAUUUUCUUGACAAUUAUGAAUGAAAUGACUCCGCAUACCUCCGAAGCUGUUCCCUUGUUAGGAGUUUUUUUCGAAAGCUGUAUGGUUAUAUCGGUUCUGGCUACUUCCUUCACCGUCUAUGUGCAGAGUUAUCACUUCCGUAACCAUCAAAAUACUCAGAGAAUGGGAUUUUGGAUGAGAUAUCUCUUAUUGGAAUGGGCUCCAUGGUUCUUACGGCUGAAACUACCUAGACGGCCGAACACACUAUCUACAAUGAAAGAGAGUUGGAAAGAGCGGCGGAAUCGUGAUGAAGAUGCUCGAACUGCUUUUGAUUAUACAGAUGGAACAUGUAAAUUAAUGCAAACCGUUGGGGAUACGAUGAAACAAAACUUCGAAAACGUUAUAUUCCAGGUUAAUUCGGGGAAACAAGGAACUGAUAAGAAGUUGAUGGAAAGAUUGAGAGUACUUCAGAGAAUUCACGAUCAUGUAAAGAUGAUUCGUGAGCACGACGAUGAUUCCCAAGAAGAUAAAAAAGUGGCUUUCGAAUGGAGAUUUGCAGCUAUCGUUGUUGAUCGUUUGGGGCUAUUAUGUUUCACGGCUUUAUUAUUACUAACAUCAUGUACUUUCACAUUUCGUGCACCAUAUCUGGUUGCGUGA
Molecule: messenger RNA, 1449 nt
Organism: Auanema sp. JU1783
Lineage: Eukaryota; Metazoa; Nematoda; Chromadorea; Rhabditida; Rhabditidae
Source: the annotation of a GenBank genome assembly